AUCUCAAGCCGAUAAAUUGCAUCACCCCAGGAAUUUUGGAGGGUCAUGUCUUAGACGGGAUACAUAUUUUGUCAAAUUGACAUCAAAAGUAGAUUUUUAAACCCUUUUCUUAAAGAACCUUAACCUAAUUGUCAUAACCUGCUACGUUAAUUAUCCUAACCUGCAGCGUAAAUUCUCCUAAACCUCUUCGAAAAGUCAAAAACCGUUUUGGGAGCACAUGAAUGCGGAUCUAGGUAAACUAGUACUUACCAUAAGGUAGAAUGUUUUAGCAGUGGUUGUUUUGUUAUCAUUCACAACACUCGAUCUAGCACGAGAGGAGAGAAAGUAACUUUUAUUUUACGCUUUAGUGAGUCCAGUUGUUUAGAUAAUUCUAGAACAAUAUGGGAAGCACAGCAAAUGACUCCAAGAAGAGAGACAUGAAGAUGACACCUAGAAAGAAGAGGACGCUUCGAUUGAACAUCCCUGACCUCAGCUCGUUUGCCAUGCCCUUCAUGGAGAGAGAUGCCGACCAUAUAGAUACGGACAGCAUACGGAAGGGUGGAGGGAGUUGUCACUCAGUAAGCCCGACGAAAGGUUUCUUCACCCGGGGACCCUUCAGUCGGCCCUCCAGUCCCAAGUCAGCCCCUGCCAGGACCAAGAACAGCCCAGGCUCCCCCAAAACCAUCUCCCCCUACCCUUCGUCCCAACAGGACUCCCCACCCAAGUCGUCUCGUCGCCUGAGCUUCAGUGGCAUCUUCCGCUCCUCCUCCAGGGACUCUACCUCUAACUCCACCUCCACCUCUCCCGUCAGUGUCAAGCUCUUCUCCAGGGCCAGGAAAGCCUCUGGGAUCUCCUCGCCCCCCUCAACUCCUCCGACGCAGUCCGUCAAGCAGCCGCCGGCGUUCCUGCUGGAGGCCUAUCGGAGCGAGCCGGAGAGGCCGGAGGCACGGAUGCGCUCCUACUCUUCCCCGCCAGACACCGGGCAACGCUUCCGUCUACCCUGCACCAAACCACCCAUGACUCCCUCCACCCCCAUCGCUACCUCACAAUCACCACCAGUCGACAGUUUAGUUGAAGCCAUGCUGAAGAAACUUGACCUAGAAGAUGAAGCUGUUGGAGAAUCCGAAAGGGAUAUCUACAUGCGCUUUAUGAAGUCACACAAGUGCUACGACAUUGUUCCUACCAGCUCCAAGCUCGUGGUUUUUGACACUACUCUACAAGUAAAGAAGGCUUUCUUUGCCUUGGUUGCCAACGGGGUGCGGGCAGCCCCGCUAUGGGAGACGAAGAAGCAGAGCUUUGUCGGAAUGUUAACCAUCACAGACUUCAUCAACAUCCUCCACAGAUACUACAAGUCUCCCAUGGUACAAAUAUAUGAGCUGGAGGAGCAUAAAAUUGAAACGUGGAGAGAGCUCUACCUACAAGAAACCUUUAAGCCGUUAGUGAACAUAUCACCUGAUGCAAGUAUAUUUGACGCGGUAUACUCGCUCAUCAAGAACAAGAUUCAUCGGCUGCCCGUCAUCGACCCAGUCAGCGGAAACGCACUUUAUAUCCUCACACACAAGAGAAUCCUCAAGUUCCUCCAGCUCUUUGUGUGUGAGAUGCCAAAGCCUGCCUUUAUGAAGCAGACCCUGGAGGAGCUGACCAUCGGCACCUACCACAACAUCGCCUUCAUCCACCCCAACACACCCAUCAUCAAGGCCCUGAACAUCUUCGUGGUCCGGAGGGUGUCCGCACUGCCAGUGGUGGACGAGUCGGGGAAAGUCGUGGAUAUUUAUUCCAAGUUUGAUGUCAUUAACCUUGCUGCUGAGAAGACCUACAACAACCUGGACAUCACGGUGACCCAGGCUCUGAGGCAUCGCUCGCAGUACUUCGAGGGCGUGAUGAAGUGCAACCGGCUCGAGACACUGGAGACUAUCGUGGACAGAAUAGUCAAAGCAGAGGUCCACAGGCUGGUGGUGGUGGGCGACAACGGCCACAUCGUGGGCAUCGUUUCCCUCUCGGACAUCCUGCAGGCCCUGGUGCUCACCCCUGCAGGCAUCGGCAGGAAGAGCAGCCAAGCACAAUCAAAAGCAGAGGUAGAUACAGAGGCACCACCAGAAACAUUGGUAGAGACAGAGGCACCACCAGAAACAUUGGUAGAGACAGAGGCACCACCAGAAACAUUGGUAGAGACAGAGGCACCACCAGAAACAUUGGUAGAGACAGAGGCACCACCAGAAACAUUGGUAGAGACAGAGGCACCACCAGAAACAUUGGUAGAGACAGAGGCACCACCAGAAACAUUGGUAGAGACAGAGGCACCACCAGAAACAUUGGUAGAGACAGAGGCACCACCAGAAACAUUGGUAGAGACAGAGGCACCACCAGAAACAUUGGUAGAGACAGAGGCACCACCAGAAACAUUGGUAGAGACAGAGGCACCACCAGAAACAUUGGUAGAGACAGAGGCACCACCAGAAACAUUGGUAGAGACAGAGGCACCACCAGAAACAUUGGUAGAGACAGAGGCACCACCAGAAACAUUGGUAGAGACAGAGGCACCACCAGAAACAUUGGUAGAGACAGAGGCACCACCAGAAACAUUGGUAGAGACAGAGGCACCACCAGAAACAUUGGUAGAGACAGAGGCACCACCAGAAACAUUGGUAGAGACAGAGGCACCACCAGAAACAUUGGUAGAGACAGAGGCACCACCAGAAACAUUGGUAGAGACAGAGGCACCACCAGAAACAUUGGUAGAGACAGAGGCACCACCAGAAACAUUGGUAGAGACAGAGGCACCACCAGAAACAUUGGUAGAGACAGAGGCACCACCAGAAACAUUGGUAGAGACAGAGGCACCACCAGAAACAUUGGUAGAGACAGAGGCACCACCAGAAACAUUGGUAGAGACAGAGGCACCACCAGAAACAUUGGUAGAGACAGAGGCACCACCAGAAACAUUGGUAGAGACAGAGGCACCACCAGAAACAUUGGUAGAGACAGAGGCACCACCAGAAACAUUGGUAGAGACAGAGGCACCACCAGAAACAUUGGUAGAGACAGAACUAGAGGCAGAGGUAGUGGGGGCUGGAAUUCGAAGUUGAGACUGAGAUGGAGAACGCUGAAGCCAUGGCAAAGACUGAGGCAGUAGUGAAGGUAGAGACUGAAGCUGGACCAAAGGAAGCUGAGGGAAAAGCGGAGUGGGUGCUGUGUGUGACUGACCUGCCGUGACACGGGACAUUGCUGUGAGAGCAAGUUGACUCGGAAGACUGAUGGAAGUUGAACCCCCAGAAUGAUGCAGCAUUGUCUGGGCUGAGAAAAGGGUUGGAUCGGACUGGUGGGAUGGGUGGUACAGUCAGUGACCCUCUGGGUAACCAGGGCCCUGAUGGGUAAUUUUCUGUGAUAGGGGAGACGUGGUCACAUAGGUGACUGACUCGGACUGACCAACCUGGGAUCAUUUUACUAGAGGGUCUGGGGAGGCGGUGGUGCCUCCUCUUCUCCCCCCUCAAGAUUGUGCAUCAUCACUCCCCUCUACUUUUACCGCCUGGAUGUUCCAGAAAUAACCCUCUAGGCCCUCAUUUAGACUUGACAUGAGUGGAAAGGUAUUAGCAACAUGGCUAGUAUUCCAGCUAGCCUAUCAGAAGCCCUCGAGGUGGUUUGAGUUAUUAUAAGCUUCUUUUUAGUUGCAGGUUAUUUAUUUUCCAUUUGAAUCAUAAUCGUGUCUGCUCUCCUUCAGGGAAAGAGUAUUGAGUUGUUUUUUUCUUUAUUUGCACAAGGUUUUGUGAAUGGAAACAAGGGAUGUCGGUGGCUCUCCGAAAACUACACCAAUCCCCCUGCUACUUAUGAUGGCCCUGUGACAGUGGGCGGAGCUUGCUGUCCUGUCUUUAACGUCAUUGGUGCCUUUCGAGAGAUUUUUUUAAAAGUAUUUUUGAAAGAGAGCGGACUUUGUUGUUCAAUGCAAUUCAAGAAGAAGCAGCAGCUGCCUAUAUACAAUAUAUCCAAUAUGUAUGUAUACUCCAAUUACUUGGAGGCAUGCAAGAUAUAUCUUGUACUCUGUAUCGAUCAUACUGGAAAUAUAGAGAAACCUUUUGUACUGAGGAAACUAAGUGCCAGAGAAAGGACAGUUCUAUUUUCUCUUUAGUCAAUAUUGUAAGAUUAUGUUAUUUUUGUAAUAUUUACUGAUUCUUUUCUUGUCAUUCAGAUUGUGAAAUUAUAUUGUUGAUAGUCUCAGAUGAGUGGUUUAUCUAUUGAAAAUGAACAGAUGUGUCAUGAGUGUGACAUAAUACAUGUUUCUGUUAUUUAAUUUCUUUUGCUGUUUAAAAAAGUAAUAAAACAUACUACUGAAAUCUU
Messenger RNA from Salvelinus fontinalis (brook trout), 4311 nucleotides. RefSeq names its product 5'-AMP-activated protein kinase subunit gamma-1-like. NCBI's taxonomy places the organism in Eukaryota, Metazoa, Chordata, Actinopteri, Salmoniformes, Salmonidae. The transcript is spliced from 16 exons. Bases 381 to 3065 code for a protein of 894 amino acids. The record is from RefSeq and is a predicted model, not a curated record.